GUUUCCAGACGGAGUUGUAUUGUUAGCACGCUCUUCACAUUGUUAUGAGUUGGGACCUUAGCUAAGUGUUAAAACAUGGAGAAGCUCCGUGUUUUGGAACUGUACAGUGGCAUUGGAGGGAUGCAUUAUGCAUUGCGAGAGAGCUCCGUCCCCUCUGAAGUGGUAGCCGCAGUGGACGUGAACACGACGGCCAAUGAAGUCUAUAAGCACAACUUCCCAAAUACUCUACUUCUACCCAAGACCAUUGAAGGAAUGACAUUAAGUGAUUUCAAUAAACUGGACUUUGAUAUGAUUUUGAUGAGCCCCCCUUGUCAGCCUUUUACUAGGAUUGGAUUGCAGGGUGAUGUAAACGACCCCAGAACAAAAAGCUUUCUCUACAUCUUGGACAUUCUGCCAAGGUUGAACAAGAUGCCCCGCUUCAUUCUGCUCGAGAAUGUGAAAGGCUUUGAGACGUCGUCUGCAAGAAAUGCCUUAAUAAAGACUUUGCAAGACUGUAGAUACAACUUUCAGGAAUUAAUGAUAUCACCCACUUGUCUAGGAAUACCGAACUCAAGGCUGCGUUAUUUUCUUGUUGCUAAAGCUCCUCCAGAUUCCUUCCCAUUUCAGAAGACAGCAGAGAUUCUAGAGGGCUUUCCGAAGUCAGAAUCCAGCAAUGACACAGACAGUCCCAUGAUCCCGGACAGCCACUGUAGUACAGUCAAUGGUGACAUGAGAGAAGAUGGGACUAUAAUCUAUAAGAUGGAGACGGCUCAGGAGCUGGAGAGGAAGAGGAGUCAGGACAACGAACAGACAGUGAGGAGACUGCAGGAUUUCCUGGAAGAGGAAGAACAAGGAACAGACAUGGACAGUUAUUUGCUUCCUCCAAAGAUCCUGCUCAGAUAUGCCUUGCUCAUGGACAUAGUGAAUCCAAACUGCAGGAGAUCAGUCUGCUUCACUAAAGGAUAUGGGCACUACGUGGAGGGAACUGGUUCUGUUCUGCAGUCGUGUACAGACGUGGAGCUGGAGAGCAUCUUUAAGUCACUGGACGUGCUGUCUGAAGAGGAGAAGCUGGAGCAGUUGUCCCGGCUGAAGCUCAGAUACUUCACACCCAGAGAGAUUGCCAACCUUAUGGGCUUCCCACCACAUUUCAGCUUUCCAUCAAAUAUCUCCAUUAAGCAGCAGUACCGGGUUCUGGGAAACAGUCUAAAUGUUCAUGUAGUGGCCAAGCUCAUCAGUCUCAUGGUGUCAUGACCAACAAAUCAGAUUUGCUGCAAUGCUUAAGGGCUGUUUCAAGUUUCACUGGGACUCCUUGAAACUUCAUAGCUGUUCAACUUUUGUAUUACAUGGAUCAAGUUUGUAAAUUAUUAAAUAAAGAUAUAUAUGUUGUA
Molecule: messenger RNA, 1367 nt
Organism: Pangasianodon hypophthalmus (striped catfish)
Lineage: Eukaryota; Metazoa; Chordata; Actinopteri; Siluriformes; Pangasiidae
Gene: trdmt1
Product: tRNA aspartic acid methyltransferase 1
Exons: 10
Coding region: 76-1230 (384 amino acids)
Molecular function (GO): methyltransferase activity
Source: RefSeq, a predicted model, not a curated record